GCUGCUGUGGAAAGGCCCUCUUAAGAAAACCUGCCACGGCUCAAGCUCUACCUCUGCCGCCAUGUGUGGCCCUGAUGUUUGGGCAGAUCUUCUGGAUAGCCUGCUUCACCAAAUAAUUGCCAUCCUUAGCUCAUUCCAUGACCUCCUUGCUUUUAUCGGCACCUGCCGCUCUUGGCGUGCUGCGCUCUCUUCCCUUCCACCUGCAUUUAGCUUCAACUUCCCACCUCUCCACCUCCGACCAGAUAUUGGUGAUCCUCAUCCCCAUCGUAGCUCUGUCAAGAACAACCUUCUAUCCUAUUGCAAGUGGCAGCUCGUUGAUCCGGCAAAACGAAAAUUUCACCGUUUAGCGCCUCGAUACCUUAGGGUUAGGCGCCAUAUGCGCUAUUUGGGCUGCUCAUAUGGUUACCUGAUCUUCUCAGAUUUGGAGCAAUGCCUCCUUGUUGAUGUCUACAGUGGUGCUACCGUGAGGCCUCCCAGACUCAAAUCCAGUGGCAACCAUGAAAUCUACCAUGGAAUCCUUAUGGCUCCCAUCAACUCACCCGAUUCGCAUCUCCUCCUCUGCUCCGGAUCAUCCAUGUUCCAGUGGCAAGUUGGAACAAGCUCCUGGGUGGAGCACUCUCUUGAUUGUGGGCGCAUCCUUCAGAUUGUUCUCUUCAAAGGCGAGAUGUUUGCUAUGGAUUUCCAUGACAGGCUCCAUAGAAUACGCUUGGCCGCACAUCAGAUCACCAUGCAGGAAGUGCCAGUUGCCCGGGGGGAGGACGUGGUUGCUGGUCUAAAUGCCUGGGGACAGGACAUGGUUGCUGGUCUAAAAAUUAAACCAUGGUUGGUGGUAUGUGGUGACGCGCUCCUCCUGGUUGAGCUCUCAGUCAGCAGGAAUGCCUUCUUUGGCUACUCUGCCACCUUCAAAGCCUUUCACCUCAACUUUUCAGCUGAACCAGCUAAGUGGGUAAAGGUGGAUAAUCUGGGAAACAAUGCGCUCUUUGUUAGCUUUGAUAGGAGGAAUCCAACAUUUUCUUGCAUGAACCCCGAAAGAUGGGGAGGAAAGAGCAACUGUAUUUACGGUGCCAGCGGGUCUGCAGAUUCUGAUGAAGCUUGGAGCGCGGUUGAACUUGGUCAGCUGCUACCUUGCACGUGCACAGCAAUGGCUUGUUCAUACAGGCCCAAACCUAUCCCGGAACCCAAUGUGCAUAGCAGUCGAUUACAGAGCCUUUGGGUGCUCCCCAGUUUGGUUUAUGGCGGUGGUGGCCAGUGACCAUCUUUGCUUAUUACCUUGGGAAUUUAGCUCCUUACCUUGCUAUCUUUAUGUGAUGUGUAUUAUCCUUGCUCUAGAUGAUAC
Molecule: messenger RNA, 1336 nt
Organism: Panicum hallii
Lineage: Eukaryota; Viridiplantae; Streptophyta; Magnoliopsida; Poales; Poaceae
Exons: 1
Coding region: 62-1252 (396 amino acids)
Source: RefSeq, a predicted model, not a curated record